AUGAAGUCCACCGUGGAAUCGGAAGACAACGCUCGCGAGUAUUCGGAGCUCAAAGCAGUCGCUUUGGAGCUGAAGUCGCGGCUACUUAAACGCGCCGAGCUUCUGGAAAAUUCCCUAAGAGAGGCGAGACGGCUGCGUGGAAUUGUCUGUGAUAACAAGGAGAGUGCCGAAGGAUUUGGCGGAGAACUGGAACGCCAAUACCCGCACGCAGACAACAACUCUUGCAGUGGUGGCGAUGACGCUGCGCCCUCGUGUACCCAGGCUCUCGGGGCCAAGCUGUGCGCUGCCCCGGCCGCCGCCUCGCUACCGCCCUCGUCCAUUUUCUCCCAACGUGACCGUCGGUCCUGCAUUCCAAACCAGCCAACAUUUGUAACCUUUCGUACC
Molecule: messenger RNA, 384 nt
Organism: Mesocestoides corti
Lineage: Eukaryota; Metazoa; Platyhelminthes; Cestoda; Cyclophyllidea; Mesocestoididae
Source: the annotation of a GenBank genome assembly